AUGGCAAACCAGAUAUCCAAUAAUUAUCAGAAUUAUGAUUUGGUUCGAGUUGCUGAUCCCAAAUUCAAUAGAUGUAGUGUUAACCGACCAACACUUCCAUGCAAAUUAUUAGCUAUAAAUAAAAAUAAUUACUACCAAUUGGAAAAAUUUGGUAUUGUCAAUGUUUAUUACUGUGCUGGUGAACUCAAAUCUCUGGAUACUAUUGAUGUUCCUGAACUCAAUACUAUUUCAUCUAAUGAAAUAUCAUUCAGAGAAGCAGUACAGCUUCAAAGUGUAGAUGUCAUUGUAAAAGGAGCAAUAGUAAGUGUGGUAAUUGAUAUCAUGAUGGAUGAUCAUGCCAGAACAAAGCAUCUUAAAUAUGGCUGGCUUCAAGGAUAA
This is a messenger RNA of Ambispora gerdemannii, 378 nucleotides long. Lineage: Eukaryota; Fungi; Glomeromycota; Glomeromycetes; Archaeosporales; Ambisporaceae. The record is from the annotation of a GenBank genome assembly.